Salarias fasciatus (jewelled blenny) is the source of this 5624-nucleotide messenger RNA. RefSeq lists its product as uncharacterized. Gene Ontology annotation, molecular function: DNA binding; DNA (cytosine-5-)-methyltransferase activity, acting on CpG substrates; protein binding. Gene Ontology annotation, cellular component: nucleus. The record is from RefSeq and is a predicted model, not a curated record. Lineage: Eukaryota; Metazoa; Chordata; Actinopteri; Blenniiformes; Blenniidae. The transcript has 26 exons. Gene Ontology annotation, biological process: negative regulation of transcription by RNA polymerase II. Bases 105 to 4490 code for a protein of 1461 amino acids.
ACGUCACGGGGCCCGGUUGGAUGGUAGUAAAAUGUAUUAGGAACGGAGCGGAGUUGGGAGGAGGAACGGCUGCACUGUAGGGGGACAGGCGAGCACGCAGCAAGAUGGAAAGCAGAGAGAUUGUGAUUCCGGAGUCCUUCCCUGACAAACUCAGCAGUUUGGAAUUGGUGACCUGGAUCAACAAGCUGCUGAAGACCAGCUUCAAAGAUGUGCAGGAGACGAGCUCAGGUGCAUGCUACUGUCAGAUAAUGGACUGCAUUCUUCCUGGAUCAGUUGACCAGAACCAGGUGAAGCUGGAUGCGGAGAGUGAAGAGGACUGUAAGCACAACUUUAAUCUCCUGCAGGAGGCCUUCACCAAGAGUGGUAUUACAAGGAUCCUUCCAGUUGAAGACCUUAUAAAAAGAAAUGUCAAAAGCAGCUCUGAGGUCCUCAAUUGGUUUAAAGCUGUCUACGCUGCAAAUGUGAAAAGUGAAGAAUGUGACGAUGUGAAAGCUCAGGACAGCUCUGCUCUGGCAUCCCCGACGACACGUAAGUGGGAUUCGAAAGCAGAGGAAAAUGGCAAAGCAAUGACUCCUAAAAAAUUCCCCUACACUGAAGAGUGGAAGGAAACUUUUGCAUGGGCUGAGCGUAGCCCUAUUGGAGAGCAUUAUACUUACUGCUCCUGCUGUAAAAACAACCUAAGCACAUUUUUCAAAGGCCCCAUGGAACUUAAACGACACAUGGGAACAAACAAACACAAGAAAAGGGCAUUUAUUUACAGUAAUCUAGCUAUCCAAAGUGAAAUCUCUGAGCCAUUGCCUUGCAGUGAUGCCGCCGUUCAGUUUAUUUGCUACCACUCUCACGCCGAGUCUACGAAUGACGAGCAGGAGUCCAGACGUUUUGCGCGCUACAAACUGGGGUUGCAGUACCCAAAAGAUGUCGUAUCUGCUUGUGGGAAUUCUCCGUAUUGUGUUUACAUUUAUGGAGGGGUGAGCGUGGGACAGGACGACACUGCCUCUGUGAUCCUGGUGGGAUUCUUUGACGUUGAAGCCUCCAGUCACUGCGUCCGAUUCGUCGAUGCGGUUCCUUCAGUGGACGGCGCAGCAGAUCAGACGGCAGCUGCAGUGGUGGAGAUCUUGAAGAAAUUUGAGUUAUCCACAGAUAACCUGGUUGCCGUUUAUCUCAGCGGUAACGAUGCAGCUUCAGAGGAGAUCUGUUCACAGCUCAGGGAGCUCAACGCAAACAUAUUGGCCCUCGGAGGUCUGUACACCAUUGCUGAUGCUGCUUUUCAUGCUGGUGUGGAGGAGUUCUCCAAACUGGCUCAGGAGCUGAUGGAGAACCUUCACGCGUAUCACUCCUCCAGCUCUUUCAAGAGUGACAACCUCAAGGCCCUGUUUGACUCGGAUAUCAGUCAGGACAGCAUGCCAUUUAAUCCCAACGCCAGCUGCCUUACGUUUUACCCGUUAGUCACAAAACUCUUGGAGAUGUGGACAGAUCUCACAGCGCACUUCGAUUCUUGCCAAAAAGAUGAUGACAAGGCAAAGUUGAUCUGUUCCCAGCUGAAGGAUCCCAAAGUCAAGGCCACGCUGAUGUUCCUGGAGCAGGCCUUAAAGCCUCUGCACAGCUUUCAGAAGCAAACGCAGGGAACAUCCCGGGCUGACAUGGUGCUCCUGCUAGAAGAAGCCAGUAGCCUGCUGUCCACCUACACUUCCUAUUUCCUCCAUUCCCAAGCCGCCAGUCGUUUCCUCAAGGAACGUGAGGCUCAGAUCCUUAAAAAUAAAAAAUUCCACCUUUCAAGCGGCGAAUUCAAUCUGGGUGGGAAAGCUGUGGAGGACCUCCUGGUGAAGUCCAAGGCUGCAGAGGCGCUGCCGCAGCUCAGGAAGGAAGCGUUGUCCUUCUACAUCGCGGUCACUGGUUGCAUCGCGCAAGAGCUGCCCCUGAGUGACUGGAUGCUGAGGAGCAUCGCUCAGCUGCUCAACCCUCAGAGCCGGCUGAAAGUGACGGGGAAAGCCGUGGAGGAGCUCAGCGCCAAGCUGGGUGUCUGCCGCUCCUCCUCCGAGGUCGAGCAGCUCAAGGGUGAAUUCCUUGAUUAUCAGCUGGCGGAGGAGGGAGAGAAUGAAGAGGGAAGGGAGCAUAUCUCAACAGAGGUCUCACUGGAGGAGCACUGGGCCGCUGUGUUGAAGGAAACCAAGCCGACGUCGAUGUUCAGAAGGCUUGUUCUGACCCUCCUGUCUUUUCCAUGUCCUCCGCUUGAGGCGCCGCGGUUUUUCACUCAGGUUUUCAAGGAUUUAAAGACGCCACUGGUCAGUGAAAGUGACGCCGUAUCGUCAAGUGACUCUGACGUUCUGUCUGACAGCAGCACCAAGGACAAGCAAGCACUGAAUGGCUUGUCAAUGAAGCAAUGCAAAGUCCGUCUGAGAAAGCUAGACCAGUCACCUUCUGAACUUGAUGGUUUGCUUGCACAUAAAGAUGUUUCACUGAAUGAGGAGCCCAGUAGGGGAAGUUUUGGCUGGGAAGUCAGUUUGCGCCAGAAGCCGAAAGCCCGUACGGUGUUUCAGGCUGGUGCUAACACCUGGGGCAACCGUUUAGAUGUUAAGGACAGCAAAAAUGGUCUGCAGUCCCAAGAUGAGGUGGCAGAGGAAUCUCCGCCAUCCAACAAAAACACACCAACCAGAAGACGACGCAAACAUGCCUACCUGGAUGGAAAGGGGUUUCCGUCGGGGGAGCUGGUGUGGGGAAAGCUGAAAGGCUUUUCUUGGUGGCCUGGGCUGGUUGUGCCUUGGAAAACUAAGACAGCUCCUCCGGGGAUGAGGAGGGUGGAGUGGUUUGGAGACGGGAUGUUCUCAGAGGUUUAUAUUGAGACCCUGUUGCUUUACAGUGCCUUCACAAAGUGCUUCUGCAAAAAUUCCUUUGCCAGCCUGCCUCUGUACAAGUCAGCCCUCUUUGAAAGCUUGGAGCUUGCGGGCGAACGAUGCGGGAAGUCGUUCUCCAGUGUGGAGGGCGAUAAAGACAAAGAGCUGAAGCUGAUGAUGGACUGGGCGUUUGGAGGAUUUCUGCCCUCGGGGCCUGAAGGAUUUGCUCCCCCUGAUUCUGCAGCGAACGUUGACUCAGCUGAAUCCAGUUGUUCGGACUACCAGCCACCUCCCAAGAAAAAAUACGCUCUGAAAAACCGAGCGCCCGUGGGCAUCAUCUACAACAAAGAAGCAAUAUUAGAAAAGAUCAAAGAGAAGGGUAGAACGAUUGAAGAUUUUUGUUUGUCUUGUGGAUCAACUGAGGUUGAUGUGGCUCACCCGUUGUUUGAAGGUGGUCUGUGCGUUAAAUGCAAGGAGAACUUUACGGAGACGCUGUAUCGCUACGACGACGACGGAUACCAGUCGUACUGCACCGUGUGCUGCGCCGGCCUGGAGGUCAUUCUGUGCGACAACGUCAGCUGCAGCAGAUGUUUCUGUAAGGACUGCCUGAACGUCCUGCUGAGCCCGGGGACCUUCGACAUGCUGAAGGACGUCGACCCCUGGAGCUGCUUCAUGUGCAAACCGUCCCAGUGUGCAGGAAACCUCCGACUCAGGGAGGACUGGGGGGUCAAAGUUCAGGACUUCUUCGCUAAUAACAGCGCCAUGGAGUUCGAGCCUCACAGAGUUUAUCCCUCCAUACCUGCUGAUCGGCGCAGACCGCUCAAGGUGCUCUCACUCUUCGAUGGCAUCGCCACCGGAUACCUGGUGCUCAAAGACCUGGGCUUCAAGAUUGAGCGCUACCUCGCUUCGGAGAUCUGCGACGAUUCGAUCGCCGUGGGAAUGGUCAAGCACGCGGGACAUAUCGAAUAUGUCAACGACGUUCGCACAAUCACAAGAAAACACCUGGCUGAAUGGGGCCCGUUUGAUCUUCUGAUCGGUGGCAGUCCGUGCAACGACCUGUCCAUGGUCAACCCUCUGCGAAAGGGAUUGUUUGAGGGCACUGGGAGGCUUUUCUUUGAGUUCUACCGCAUUCUGACCCUGCUGAAGCCGAAGGAGGAUGAAGACCGCCCGUUUUUCUGGCUGUUUGAGAACGUCGUCUUCAUGAGCGCCAACGACAAAUCGGACAUCUGCCGCUUCCUGGAGUGCAAUCCGAUCCUUAUCGAUGCCAUCAAAGUCAGUCCGGCUCACAGAGCGCGUUACUUCUGGGGAAACCUUCCCGGCAUGAACAGGCCUCUUGCUACGUCUCUGGACGACAAAGUGCUCCUGCAGGAUUGUUUGGAAUCUGGACGCACAGCGAAGUUCGAUAAAGUCCGCACCAUCACGACAAAGAGUAACUCCAUCAGACAGGGGAAGAUGGGGCCGCUGCCCGUCAGCAUGAACGGCAAGGAGGACUACCUGUGGUGCACCGAGAUGGAGCAGGUCUUCGGUUUUCCGAAACACUACACAGACGUGAACAACAUGGGCCGCAUGCAGCGGCAGAAGGUCCUGGGUCGCUCCUGGAGCGUCCCCGUCAUCCGCCACCUCUUCGCCCCUCUGAAGGACUAUUUCGAAUGUGAAUAGGAAACAUUCCUCGAAACUUACAGAGCAGCAGCAGUAAACCUAAAGCCUUAUCCUGCCCGGUAUUACUAAAUAGUUCAAACCUUUCCAGAUCUGUGGAAGAGCUAAUUUAGUUUCCUGUUACAUUAACUUUGCUUUUUAAACGUCUUUGCUAUUGAUCCUUUUUAUCCUGUGAAUCGUUGCGUCAUCGUGAUCCUCCUGCCGCCAGCAGACACGGACACUGUUAGUUUUAUUUUCCCAGGUUGUCUUCGAGGAAUCGUGGUGCUAUCAUGAGACAAUACCGAUACUCAGAACACAGGCCUGUGUCACGAAGGGAGGACUGACGCUCGGUGAGCCCAGUUUUAUAUCAACUCAGGUUCUGGUGCUAUUUUAAACUGACAGAUCGAUGAGGAUCGGACCAAAGCUUGCAGGCAUGUUUUUAUACGUCAUUCGAGGCAUUUCGAUUGCUGAAAAUACCAGGAAGUUACAUUUUUGCACAGCUGUUAUCAUUCUGAGUGUUAGAUCCGGUUUUAAUCAGUGAAACCUGAAUGCAACAUCCGACGAACCUCGGUGUAGCUGCAGUCAGCCAUCUUUACUCUGCACAAUGUGAGGAAUACACUGUACGUCUGGUACCUCUUAGUUAAUCUUGUUAGUUUUAUUGUACGAUGUUGAAUGAGGAAGACUCGCGACUUGCUGGUAAACUAACUGAGCUUCAGUGAAGAUAAUCAGGUAUCUCCAGACAACUUGUGUGUGAAACAUGUUUACACCUUUACUUUUCCUCUCAGGAGCAUGAAAUCACUUGUGUAGGUUUUAUUCUUUUUACAUGUGUUGCUUCAGAUUUGGUUUACCACUUUUUAAUCGCAGUUUGCUCGAUGCAGGAUAAACACGGUGCUGUUGUUGUUUUUGUUGUUUCUCACCAAAUAGUCGCCGAGCUUCGUGAUCCAGGCCUCAGCUCUCUACCUCAGUAACCGACUCGGUUUAAAUCUCCACAGUUAACUUUUUGUUAAUUUAUGAUGACACACCUUCACCUUGCUUCUUUUCUACUUGAUCGUUCUAUUUUAUAACUUUUUACCGUAUAAUCCUUACGUAAGAUUCGGAUCUAAUCAUGUUCUUCCAGAUUAGAUCAGGUGCUGUGAUGAAUUUCAUUGUUUUCCUUGU